AUGACACUCGGCCAGUUCGGUCGCUGUGGCGAGCCCCGCGGCUUCCCUGCUCUUGAGAUGGUGAUUGCCGGUGCGCCUGCGCCGUCGCCAGAGCGCAUUGCCGCCUGGUCGGCUGUGGCCGCAAGGCCUCCGCCGGAGCCCGAAAGGGCGACCAUGGCGACAAAUCCCCCUGUACCGCCGGAUCCGAAACCCGUGACAACAGUCUCUGAAAGGACUCUUCCCCACGCACCCGCGGAUCCCCUUGUCGCGCCAGAGGCUGGCCCGUCUGCCCCUGUUGCUGUUCCGUCCGCUCCGGCUGCAGCUCUUGGUCCCCUGGCUCUCCUUGUUGAGCCGUUGGCAUCUGCUCCUGCUGGGGAUGGUGUUGAUCCCCCUGUUCCUGUCCCUGGCGCCCCCGUUGCACCGCCCGCUUCUGUCCUCGGUGUGCCUGCUCCGGCUUCUGCUUCGUCACCGAAAGCGGCGUCCGCCACCACUGGCGGCCCGGCUCCGUCGGUUGCGCCUUCAGCAGCGGGUCAAUCCGCGCCUGCUGUGACGCCGAUGGCCUCGGCAGAUCAGCCCUCACGCCCCCCGUCACCUGACCGCCGCGUGUCUCGCCCCCAUUCCCCCGCGGCUCACCAGGAGCGCAAGUCGUCUCGUCGCCGGCGUGAUUCUCCACGGCGUUACCAGCAGCAGUCUCACUGGCCUGCUCACCCCGGUGGUCAGGGGGACUGGAGGGGUCCCCGCAGGCGCGGUGGUGGUGGGGGGUACCGCCCGCCCGUGACGAUGGCAGAUCUUCAGCGGGAAGUGUCGAGGGCGGUACGCGAGGAGAGGGCGGCGCAGAGCCAGAGCAGUUCGAUGCGCGCCUCGCCAGCCCACGAGGCUCCCCGCCAGCCUGUGCUCCCCUUGAGUCCACCGCUUGUCGCUGCACCCCCUCCUCAGGUUCACCGCCCAACGGCUCCUGCUCCCGCUGCCUCGGCACCCGCUCCUGGAUCGCGUCUCCAUUUGCCGCCGGCUCCGCCUGUUGCGGGGGUGGAAUUUGUGUCCGCGGGUGGUGGCGCGGCGGCGACUCAGUAUUCUCAUCAUGUUGCUGCUGAUGAGCCGCUCCUGUUCCUGGCGGAGGCGCUUCAGCCUCCGCAGACGCGUGUUCCCGAGGCGACGCUCGGCCAGCUCCACCGCCUUGCGGAGAGUCUCCACGCGUUGCUGUUGAUACAGGUUGUUGCUUACUCGUCCCUCCCCGUGAUCCCAACUGAGACGUUCCGUGACCGCCCGCGUGAGACAUGCUUGGACGCGGCAAACCAGCUCGCAGUGCUACUGGCACCCGUGCUGGCUGAGCCCGCGGAGGGUGGCGCUGCUGCUGCGGGACAGCUUGACGAGGCUGUCCGGGGUCUGAGGCGGCACUUGCGCGCAUGA
Molecule: messenger RNA, 1386 nt
Organism: Closterium sp. Naga37s-1
Lineage: Eukaryota; Viridiplantae; Streptophyta; Zygnematophyceae; Desmidiales; Closteriaceae
Source: the annotation of a GenBank genome assembly